This is a messenger RNA of Prosopis cineraria, 3259 nucleotides long. RefSeq names its product protein SPA1-RELATED 3. The coding region runs from base 761 to 3016 and encodes 751 amino acids. Gene Ontology annotation, biological process: protein phosphorylation; photomorphogenesis. Gene Ontology annotation, molecular function: ATP binding; protein binding; protein kinase activity. Lineage: Eukaryota; Viridiplantae; Streptophyta; Magnoliopsida; Fabales; Fabaceae. The record is from RefSeq and is a predicted model, not a curated record. The transcript has 8 exons.
GUUUGUCUGCUUUUUCCUUUUUCUUUUCUAUUUUCUUUUCAUCUGAAAUGUGAGGAAUUUAUGAGGCUGUAGAGCUUCAUUGUGGCUGUGUAUCAAGAAAAAAAAAAAGUUUUGUGCGGUUCCGUUCUCUGGCUUGCCUAGCAGAAAUAGGAGAUCCUCCUGUGGUGGCUCUGGAACUUGUCAUUACGUAGAUUCUUCGCCGGCGGAGAAGUUGAUCUUGAAUUUGGGAUCUCUGUUUUAUUUCGGGAACCAUCGAAAUGAGUUUCUGAGCCAUGAUGUUGACGGUCGAGGUGCGAGAGUGCAGUAAAAGUUGGAGAACUUCUCCGAAUGUUGGUUGCGAAUUUCGUGGCUUUCAUGCAACUCAAAAUCAAAAGUAAAUAAAAAAUGGAGGGUUCUUCAGGGUCUGGUUGGCAGAAGUCUGACAGUUCUAGGGCAUUAAACACUUCUGGAGUCUCAGACAGGAACCUGAGGCUUCUUUGUCCUGAAAAAAACACCAUUUCUGGUGAGGCGUCACAGGAUUCAGGUUUUAGAAAAGAAAGAGACCGAAUAGGGUUGGCCAGGGUUGCGAAGAUGUGUCAGUUAAUCUUUUGUUCCCUCUAUAGAAUGGGGUGAUAUUAGCUUGAGACAAUGGUUAGACAAACCCGACCGGUCUGUGGAUGUAUAUGAAUGUUUGCACAUUUUUAGGCAAAUUGUAGAAAUUGUUAAUAUCGCGCAUUCUCAAGGAAUUGUUGUUCAUAACGUGAGGCCCUCCUGCUUUGUCAUGUCGUCUUUCAACCAUGUCUCCUUCAUCGAGUCAGCAUCCUGUUCUGAUUCUGGCUCAGAUUCUGUAGAAGAUGGAUUAAACAGCAAAGCGGAUGAGAUUAAAACACAAACACCUCUCCUUCCUCAUGGUGUGCAUCAGACAAGAAGUUUAGGGAGUGAAGAUAAUGUGCCUGUCAGGACUUCAAUAUCUGCUUUGUCAGAGUCUAGUUGCAUGCUGUCCAGUGCAGUAUAUGCAGCCCGCGCAUCUUUAAUUGAAGAUACUGAAGAAAAUAAAACCAGAGACAGGAGAAAAGGUGAAGAAGUAGAAGGAAAGAAGGAAUCUUUUCCAAUGAAACAAAUACUAUUAAUGGAGACAAGUUGGUACACUAGUCCUGAAGAGGUAGCUGAUGCUCCAAGUACGUGUGCUUCUGACAUCUACCGAUUGGGGGUUCUCCUAUUUGAGCUAUUCUGUCCACUCAGCUCAAGAGAAGAAAAGAGCAGAACCAUGUCUAGCCUUAGACAUAGAGUUCUUCCUCCAAUGUUGCUUUUGAAGUGGCCUAAAGAAGCUUCAUUUUGUUUGUGGUUACUACAUCCUGAGCCUAGCUGUCGUCCGACGCUAGGGGAGUUGUUGCAAAGUGACUUCCUUAAUGAGCAGAGAGAUCAUAUGGAAGAACGUGAGGCAGCGAUAGAGCUUAGAGAAAGGAUUGACGAACAAGAGUUAUUACUGGAGUUCCUCUUGUUAGUUCAACAAAGGAAACAAGAAGCGGCUGAAAAGCUGCAACAUACUGUUUCUUUUCUUUGUUCCGAUAUUGAAGAAGUCACCAAGCAGCAGGAGAGAUUUAAAGAAGUUGCUGGCUCUGAACUAGGAAGUAAUAAUCAUUCAGCACCAAGUUUCCCAUCCAUGACUGGCAUUAAUAGUGAGGAUUCUGCUUGUCCGGGUACCAGAAAACGAGUCAGGCCAAGGCUACUUGUUGACAACAUUGAGGAAUGUGAUGAUAACAUAGGUGAUGAUCAGAAAAAUUAUGGAAGUGUUCUUUCGAAAAGUUCCCGGCUAAUGAAGAACUUCAAGAAAUUAGAGUCAGCAUACUUUCUAACACGAUGCAGACCAUCACACUCAUCAGGAAAACCAAUGGUUAGACAUUCACCUUUAAGUGCCGAUGGUAGAGGCUCCUUUGUCAUGUCAGAAAGAAGCUGCAUCAAUAACUUGACAUCUAAAGAGCACUGCAGGGACAGUAGAAGUGCUUGGAUAAAUCCUUUCCUUGAGGGUUUGUGCAAGUAUUUAUCAUUUAGUAAGCUCAAGGUUAAGGCUGACUUGAAGCAAGGAGAUCUUUUGCAUUCCUCCAAUCUAGUAUGCUCACUCAGUUUUGAUCGUGAUGGAGAAUUUUUUGCUACUGCUGGAGUCAACAAGAAAAUCAAAAUUUUUGAAUGUGACUCAAUCAUAAAUGAGUGUCGUGAUAUCCACUAUCCAGUAGUGGAGAUGGGUAGCAGGUCAAAAUUGAGUAGUAUAUGUUGGAAUACUUAUAUCAAAAGUCAAAUUGCUUCAAGUAACUUUGAAGGUGUUGUUCAGUUAUGGGAUGUGACAAGAAGUCAAGUGCUAUCUGAAAUGAAGGAGCACGAGAAGCGGGCGUGGUCCGUUGAUUUCUCAUCAGCAGACCCUACAAUGCUGGCAAGCGGGAGUGAUGAUGGUUCUGUUAAGCUAUGGAGUAUCAAUCAGGGAGUUAGUAUUGGCACCAUCAAAACAAAGGCAAAUGUGUGCUGUGUUCAGUUUCCUCUGGAUUCUGGUCGAUUCCUUGCAUUUGGUUCAGCAGAUCAUCAAAUAUAUUACUAUGAUCUCCGCAGCCUGAAGAUGCCUCUCUGUACAUUAGUUGGACACAAUAAGACCGUGAGCUAUAUCAAAUUUGUAGACACCAUGAACCUGGUCUCAGCUUCUACAGACAACACUCUGAAGCUUUGGGAUUUGUCAAUGUGCACUUCUCGCGUAAUAGACACACCAAUUCAAUCAUUUACGGGUCACACAAAUGUGAAGAACUUUGUGGGAUUGUCAGUAGCUGAUGGUUACAUUGCUACCGGUUCGGAGACAAAUGAGGUUUUCAUUUACCACAAGGCAUUUCCCAUGCCGGCAUUGUCAUUCAAGUUCCAGAUCACAGACCCACUUUCUGGUCAUGAAGUGGAUGACACUUCACAGUUCAUCUCUUCGGUUUGCUGGCGCGGCCAAUCGACCACCUUACUCGCAGCAAAUUCCACCGGGAAUGUCAAAAUUCUGGAGAUGGUUUAGUCAACAGUCUUUUGAAAUGGCAAAUUGUUGGUGUACAUCCAAUUUCUGAAACAAAGGCUAUAGAAGAGGGAUAUAUACAGAUUCUGUUAUUUACUUUUAAGUUGUAACAUAACAAAUUUUUGCAUAAGAUCAUAGCGGAAGCAGUCACAGAAGAGUGAGAUUGAUCUUGUUAUAAGAUUUCGUGUAGAUAAAAAUUCUAUAUUAAUGAGAAGAAAAAGUGGAAAUAUUUAGAUUUUAGUAUCA